AUGACCCAAAACCCUUCACCCUGGGGGCCCCCCAUGGGGGCCCCCUCGGGGGAAACCCACAACGGGGGCCCCCUCUCGGGGGGCCCCCACUCCGCGGGGGACCCACAUCUAUCAGGGGGCCCCCUCUCGGGGGGCCCCCAUCUAUCAGCAACCAACCAUAUGGCUGCGGGUACCCUCUCGGGGGGCCCCCAUAUGUCAGGGGGGCCCCUAUCGGGGGCCCCUAUGUCAGGGGCCCCCCUAUGCAUGCAUCCUGCAUGCAUUGAGAAUCGCUUAAAGAAGCAAAGUGAACACCCGGAUGAUGCUUUCACAAACCCAUAUCCUCCUGCUGCUGCUGCUGCUGCUGUUGCUGUUGCUGCUGCUGCUGCUGCUGCGGGGGGCCCCCAUAUGUCAGGGGGGCCCCUAUCGGGGGCCCCUAUCUCAGGGGCCCCCCUAUGCAUGCAUCCUGCAUGCAUUGAGAAUCGCUUAAAGAAGCAAAGUGAACACUCGGAUGAUGGUUUCACAAACCCAUAUCCUCCUGCUGCUGCUGCUGCUGCUGUUGCUGUUGCUGCUGCUGCUGCUGCUGCUACUGUCGAGACAGGCCAUAAGGACAGUCUCCUUUCUUGUGCUGCAGCAGAUGCUGUGGGGUUCAAUGCGCAAGGGGGCCCCCCAGCUGAUCCGGGGGCCCCCCUCAACCCCUAUUCUAAAAGCUGCUAUGCAGAAGCAGCAGCAGCAGCAGCAGCUGCUGCUGCUGCUGCUGCAGCAGCAGAAGCAGAAGAGAGCAGCAGCCACCUGGAGGCCCUCAAGGGGGCCCCCAAAGAAGUUGUAGAGACAGAAGAAGAGACAGAGUCUGAAGGCGUGCUGCUGCCCGCAUUAUCUCUAAAGCGUUUGCAGGGUCAGGGGGCCCCCACAAACAGGUUUAUAGAUGGGGGCCCCCUCAGCGAGUGCACAACAAGAGCUACAGCAGCAGGCUGGCUUGAUUCGGGUUCUUUGUCUUCUAUUUCUCCCCUCGAUGCGGGGGCCCUAGAAGGGUACUGGGGCCCCUCCUCGCAGCACACGCCCCCAUCAGCGGGGCCCCUACGCACCCUCAUGGGGGGGCCCCCCCCAGGGGGGCCCCCUGGGGGGCCCCCAGGGGGGCCCCUAGAUGACAGUUCCACACACACAGAUACCAGAAGGGUACUACACACCCAUGAGGGGCCCCACCAACAGAGACAGACAAAUGGAGGCAACAUAUAUAAAGGGGGGGGGGCCCCCCCCCUUGCUGCUGCUUCUCUAUUGAGCGAGCGGAGCUGGGAGAGGGGGCCCCCAGGGGCCCCCCCUACCGCAGUGCAGCAGCAACUGACAUUGGGGGGUGGUAGCUCUAUGUGGGUACCGGGGGAGGGCCCCCUGCAGCAGCCAGCAGUGGGGGCCCCCCUCCCUCGGUGUCUCUCUGUAGGAAAUUAUGGUGUGAUAGAUGGGGCCCAGUCACAGCAGCAGCAGCAGCAGCAGCAACAGCAGCAACAGCAGCAGCAGCAGCAGCAGCAGCAGCAGCAGGAAAAAUACAUCCAAAGAGACGGCUUAGAGGCCCCAGCAGAAUGGGGUUUACUUGGGGGGGCCCCCGCAGCACCAACAGGUGGCCCCCCAACGGGGGGCCCCCAGUGGCUGGCUGCAGUGGAGAGCAGCUGCCAGGGGGGCCCCCCCCAGGAGGUCCCUGGGGAGGGGCCCCUAGAGGGGGGCCCCCCCCUCAGCGGGGGGCCCCUCAGUGGGGGCCCCAUCGUCGGGGGGCCCCUGGGGGGGGGGCCCCUCACCGGGGGGGGGCCCCUAGGGAGAGAAAGCUGGGUAUCUAUUCUGCUGGAUGAGUCUAUGGCUGACAAAGAGGAGACAGAGAGGAGACAAAUAUCAGGCCCAAAGGAGACAGCACCCCACACCACCCACCACACAGCAGCACUGAUACACCCAGAAGACAAAGACAGUGAGUCCCCAGCUGCAGCAGCAGCAGCAGCAGCAGCAGCAACAGCAGCAGCAGCAGCAGCAGCAGCAAGAACUGCAGCAGAAGUGGCAGGGGCAUUUGCAGCGCAGCAGCAGCAGCAGCAGCAGCAGCACGUACGGCAGGGGAAGCCGUCAGUAGUUCUGACGCUGCAGCAUCAGGAUCAGCAGCAGCAGCAACACAACAACCACCACCACCACCAUCAGCAGCAGCAGCAACACCCGGCCCUCAAUCAUCAUCAUCAUCAUCAGCAGCAGCAGCAGCAGCAGGAGCAGCAGCAGCAGCAGCAGGAGGAGGGGGUAGUGUAUUAG
Messenger RNA from Eimeria mitis, 2253 nucleotides. RefSeq lists its product as uncharacterized. The transcript is spliced from 6 exons. Bases 1 to 2253 code for a protein of 750 amino acids. NCBI's taxonomy places the organism in Eukaryota, Apicomplexa, Conoidasida, Eucoccidiorida, Eimeriidae. The record is from RefSeq and is a predicted model, not a curated record.